Molecule: messenger RNA, 486 nt
Organism: Lactuca saligna
Lineage: Eukaryota; Viridiplantae; Streptophyta; Magnoliopsida; Asterales; Asteraceae
Source: the annotation of a GenBank genome assembly
AUGAUCCUCAAUGAAAAUUAUUCCCAAAUAGAGAGGUCAUCUGACACUUUGGAUAUGAAAACUUUGGGUCCCAACACCUUUGGACUCAUGAAGCAAUCUAGAAAUUCUACCAAAUUCAUUUUUCAAGGAUUAAAAGAGUUGGUUAAAUUUGGAAAGUUUGCAGAGAUAGAAGCUGUUCAAGCUUCUAGAACUCUAAUUGGAACAGUAACUGAAGAAUAUGUAGCUCCAGCAAGAUCAAAUCUCAGUUCUUCGUUUGAGGUUGUUGAUGAUUCGGAUGAUGAUGAUGCUAAUGAUGGUGAUGAUGACUCUAAUGAUGAUGAUGAUGCUGAUAAUUCUAAUGAUGAUAGUGAUAGUGAUGUAUCACCGAAGCAGCCAAUCAGUAAAGAUGUGGAUACUCCAGCUGAGACAGAAAAUGAUGUCAAUAUCUUUAAGCGUUCAAAAAAUCCCACACCCAAACAGAUGGAUGCACUCAUUGCUCAACUAUAG